This is a messenger RNA of Staurois parvus, 385 nucleotides long. NCBI's taxonomy places the organism in Eukaryota, Metazoa, Chordata, Amphibia, Anura, Ranidae. The record is from the annotation of a GenBank genome assembly.
CGCUGAUGAUCAGUGUACCCUGAUGAUCUGUGCAGCCCCAGCAGUGCCAUCUGUCAGUGUCCAUCAGUCCCAGCUGUCAGUGCUCAUCAGUGCCACGUGCCGGUGCCCAUCAGUGCCACAUAUAAGUGCCCAUCUGAGCUGCCUUUCAGUGCCGCCUAUCAGUGCCAAUCAGUGCCGCCUAUCAGUGCUAGUCAGUGCCGCCUAUCAGUGCCAGUCAGUGCCGCCUAACAGUACUGCCUUUCAGUGCCCAUCAGUGAUGCCUGCCAAUGCCCAUCAGUGCCACCUACCAGUGCCUCAUCAGUGUAGCCUAUCAGUGCCCAUCACUGCAGCCUCCGUAGUGCACAUCAGUGAAGGAGAAAAAUCACUUAUUUACAAAAUUUUAUAA